Messenger RNA from Pyrus x bretschneideri (Chinese white pear), 1547 nucleotides. RefSeq names its product eukaryotic translation initiation factor 5B. The coding region runs from base 294 to 1349 and encodes 351 amino acids. Gene Ontology annotation, biological process: rRNA processing; ribosomal small subunit assembly. The transcript has 9 exons. The record is from RefSeq and is a predicted model, not a curated record. Gene Ontology annotation, cellular component: UTP-C complex; CURI complex. Lineage: Eukaryota; Viridiplantae; Streptophyta; Magnoliopsida; Rosales; Rosaceae.
GACCCAAAAAUAAACAACCUAAACCCAAGUCGUCGAGGGACUCAAAAGCCCUCAACUCCCGCGGCAACAGCCUCCUUCCCCCUCUUCAUUCGAUACCAGCUAUCGGCGGAGUUCCAAAGUUUCCAACUUUUUGUAAUCUUUUUGUUCGUUGUUCUCUGCCCAAAAAACCCUCUUCUUCUUCUGCAUUGGUUUCCUGAAAAAUUUACAUAUAGGAAGAGGAAGCAGAGUCUCAGAGUAGGAAAGUCGGGUUCUGGAGGUAAUUGCGAACCGGGUACGGAAAACCACCCAGAAAGAUGGGAAUGAAGGACAAGAAGAAGACCCAUAAGAGCAAGAAGGCUGCCCAGCCAAAUUUGGAGAUUGUUGAAAAGGAUAAAAUGUUAGGAUCGGCAGAGAUGAGAAAGAGAAAAAGGGUGAAGGAAAGCGAUGCUGACUCUCAAAAGGUUGUCCAAGUCUCUGUUGAAGUAGAUAAUUCAGCCAAACCAGCCAAAGAUAAGAAAAAGACAAAACUAACAAAGAAAAGGAAAAUAAAGAAUGCGAAGAAUUAUGUAGCUGUGGAAAGCGAGAAUGAUCACCCAAAUACGGAGACUGAUGACGAUUGUAAUGAAAUAAAUGAUGAUGGAGUUGCCAAUCAGAGCCGAUUCGAAACUCAGGAAGAGAUUGAAAUUGGUGAAGUGUUCACUGAGGCUGGUAAGUCAAAGAAAGCUAAGAAAAAGAAAAAGAAGGAUCGUAAUCCAUUAGAGUUUGUGAAGUCGCUGGAAAAGGAAAUAGAAGCUGGUCGGGAGAUCUGCUCAAGAGGAAUACCAAGCGUAUCCAAGAAAGCUUUGAAAAAGAAAAAGAGGGAUCUUGAUUCAUCAAAGUCCACAAAGACAAUGGAAACGGAAGUAGAAGCUGAUCAGGCUGAUGUUUACCUUAUUUCUUCGGGGGAUGAGGACUCUUCGAAAGGAAUGAAAAAAUGGGUUACGGAAUACCAUCAAAGUAGACCUGGAUUGAAGGAACUGCAGCAAAGAAUCGAUCAGUUUAUGGUUGAACAUGAUGAAAAACUGGAACAGGAAAAGAAAGAGAGAGAAGCCCGUGCUGCAGAGGGAGGAUGGACAGUUGUAGUACAUCAUAAAGGAAGGAAGAAGACCACGGAUGCUGAGAGUGGAAUUACAGUAGGGUCUGUCGCCCAGGCGGCUUUGGAGGACAAGGUGGCCAAGAAGAAACAAACCGAAGUUGUUGGGCUAGAUUUUUACCGGUUCCAAAGGAAAGAAGCUCAGAGGAAUGAAAUUAUGAUGCUCCAGAGCAAGUUUGAGCAAGAUAAAAAGCGGAUACAGCAGUUAAGAGCGGCUAGGAAGUUUCGACCUUACUGAACACCCGAAAGUUUGUACGAAGAAAAGCCAGGAAUCAAUUGCUCUCAUUCAUAAUGUCGAGACAUGAGUAGUACAAUGCACAUUGCAUAACAGUUUUGCGCCCACUACUUGGUUUUCCGCUUGUUUUUAUCAAAUGUAGUGACAUCCAUGUUGAAUUCUUUUCACAUUUCUCAUGCAUUAAGAUUGGAAUUCAUCGAC